This is a messenger RNA of Misgurnus anguillicaudatus (oriental weatherfish), 3640 nucleotides long. RefSeq lists its product as uncharacterized. NCBI's taxonomy places the organism in Eukaryota, Metazoa, Chordata, Actinopteri, Cypriniformes, Cobitidae. The record is from RefSeq and is a predicted model, not a curated record.
AAUUCACAAUUAAAUGUAUUGACAAAAAUAUAAUGUAAAGAUUUUAUGUCACUUUAUGAUGCCUAUUCAUUUUAAACAGAAAUAUGAAGACACUUGAAAAGUAGGCAAAGCAUGAUUAAGAUGCUUUUGUAAAUCCAUUGUAAACAUGUUUUCAAAAUAAUUAGCAUACAAAUCUUGUCUUGGGAAAUCAUGCACCAGACACAAACACUCACACGCCAAUGUCUGCAGGCAACUUUGUCUUAUCAUGCUGAUCUGAGUGUUUACUGAAGGGAAGGGUUUGUAAAUGUUCAGCUAAGUCAAGGAUGACAAGAAGACUUUUCCAUAUACAAGACAACAUAUACACCGCUGCACCUCACAUAAAUGCAAGGAUAUUGCUACAGGUCUUAUUUCAUCUAAAAGAACUACAUUUAUAUUUAUGCAUUUGCUCUUUUAUCCAAAGUGAGUUACAGUGGGAUACUUGAAAAAAAAUCUUGUGGUCAUCAGCAGAACAGGUACAGAACAUCUUCCAUAAUUAAUCUAGAAAUUUGAUUAUGUGUAAAACUAAAUAUUUAUUUAUUUUAAUUUAUUCAUUUAUGUACUACUUAAUUUGAUAAAUAUAUAAUUCUUAAAAUAUUUAUAUUACAACCAAUAAGUGCUCAUAUCAGAUUACAGACUGCUGUAAAUAUCAUGGACAUAAGGAACAUUACAAUUUUUAUAUUUCUGUUAAAUAUAAAUGGUGGUGGAUUAUUUUUGGUAGGUUUAUUUUCUUCAUAACAGAUGCUCUAAAACUUGACAUUAGGAAAUAAGCAUUAAUAGUCUGCAGUGAAUGGGGAUAUUUCUCCUUUAGGAUGGAGGUAAAGGUCUAUGUUGAAGGAGUCCAGCGCAUUGUUUGUGGAGUCACUGAAAAAACAACAUGUCAGGAGGUGGUCAUCGCUUUAGCACAGGCAGUCGGUCGCACUGGACGAUAUACUAUGAGAGAGAAGUUCAAAGAAUAUGAACGUAACGUAACUCCAGAUGAAAGGCUCCUGGAGUCUUUAGAAAAAUAUGGUGAGCAAGCUAAGGAAGUCCAGCUCAUUCUGAAACAUAUCGGUCCGUCCCUUGGGGAAGAACCAAUGCCCAGGGCCCAAAUGAGGCGUGCAGAAGGAGCGGGGAGGGUCCGUAGAGGCAGCGGGAUACUCGCCCUCCACCGCCAGAGUCUUCCACCGCUAUCACAUCUCUGCCUCAACUCGGAGCCGCCCCCCGAGGAACCAAAGAGACCCAAGAGGAAGUCCCUGACCCUUAUGGAGGAAGCAUGGGGCUGGCUGGAAAACUUGGGCAGAGGCGGGAAACAACCAUUAGGACGAGAUAAGGGAAAAGACAAGGAGGGCAAUAAAGGAAAUGGGCACUCAGACAGCACAUCUCUGAAAUCAGCCAAGAGUUCCUCAGCCUCUGGGGUAUCACAGGGAAAGGACAAAAAAGAUAAAAAUAGAGUCGCACAUCAGCCUUUGAUCAGUUGCCUUGGGAACCGUGGUAGAUGCAAUGAUGACAGUCCCUUAUCGGAAAGUAAAGAGGAAGAGGCGAGAAAAGGUGCAGAGAAGGAUUUGAAGACCAUCACAACCGGCAAACCUCCGGUGGCUCAGGUUCAGAUGAGCAGUCCUGAAACUGACAGCGAGGAGAUAAUAGCAUUAAGGAGACAGAUCAUCCAACAACAGACAACUCUGCAAGAACUAACGGUGAAAAUAGAUUCAACUGAUCAGAUGAUUCGUGCACUUGAGAAGCAAGAAGCAGCCAGACAGAGUUCAGAGUCAGAAGAUGAAGAACAGCUCAAGUUUUGGCUAAAUGAGCUGAAAGCAGAGGAGGGCUACGAGAGGGAUCUGCAGCAGCAGUUCUUUCAGAUAAAAGAGGAAGCUGCCAAGUGCAAAGCCCAAAUAGAAGAAUACAAACAGAAAGUGCUAACAAUGGAUCUAAAAAACACCACUGGACAAACAGACGCACCAAAUCCUGAACUGAACCAUUAUGAACCAAGCAUCAAACAAACAGAGAGCUCUGUGGAUGGAUCACGUGGAGACAGUAAAAUUGAAAAGGUGGUCACGACACUCGACUCCAAAGUCCCAUAUGUGUUUGUUUCUGCAAACCAGAUAUCUCAUCAUCCACCGAGUGGACCAGCAGAGCUGAGGGAAUGGUGGACACGAUGGUCACAGAGUCAAAAUCAGACACCAGGGACAAAACCAAAAAUAGUGCAUCGCUCUGAAAUCACCAUACAUCUGGGAAGCACUAGAGUUUAAGCACAUGAAACACUGCAGUUUUUGUAUAUAGAAACUAUUUCUAUUCAACACCACCUCGUUCACUUAAUCCCAGUGGUUUAUGAACUUUUCAUUGCAUGAGGAGACCCGCAAGGUGAACGGGAUUUCACCAAGUAAGAUGUGAUCCUGGAUCAACACCAUUGUUGGUCCUGGAUCAACAUUUUCAUUAACCUAUCAGAUUGCAGGAUUAGGAUUAGUGUGCAUGUUAGAUUCGAGCCGUUUCUCAAUGUCAAGAAAGGAUCCUCGGAAGCCAGAAUUUCGAGGAUGCUACAUCAUCGACGUCCGUCGAAGGACUGUUCCAAUGUCAAGAAUCCUCAAAAUUUCAGACAAGGACCGAGUCCUUCGUUCGAGAAAUAUCCCAUAUACAGGAAAGGAUGCAUAUGUGUAUCCUUCGCACUCUUCACGCGUUGAAAUCACCCACAAUCAAUCCUAUGCGGGCAGCACCGAAAACACACCUUUCAAUUACGCAACGACGUGCACUUGCUAGCCUGAUCCAUUUAACGUGUUCUCCGAAUGCUUAAGUGGAGCCUCGCCUGGCCUCUGAAGGAAGUGACUUGUCCUGCCAAGGAAGUAUCCUUGACAUUGAGAAACGGCUUUAGGUUUCAGAUUGGGUUAGGGGCUUUUAAGAAAUACUCCUCAAACUAUUAUUUCACACUAAUUUGAGGGUUUACAAAUGGUUAGGUUUUGAAUUAAGGGUAGGUUGGUGUAUCUUUGAUUAAAACGUUGAUCCAGAAUCAACAAGAAAUGUUGAUCCAGGAUCACAUCUUACUUUGUGAAAUCACGGCGACCACCAUGGCAAUGAUGAAACAAUGUGGUCCUGUAUUUGUUUUUUACGUAUUAUGCUAUUAAAGAAUGAAAAGUAACACAUCACUGAUUCUCAUAAAAUGUUUAUUUCAAUUGUUUCAUUCAAGACCUUUAACAAAAGUAUAUAGGAGAACCAUGAGGUUCAACACAAACCCAGAGUGCUCCCAAAAAUAAUGAUAGCAACAGCUCCAUGUGUCAUAAGAAGCACGGCAAAAGUCUAUCCACUUAAUUGAAUUCCAGCUCUUUUUUUAACAUUCCUAGUUGUUACCCCCACUUGUCAAGUUACAUAUUUGCAUGUAUUCAGGUUUUCAAAAAAAUCCACCCAAGUAAAAGCACACAUGAAAAGGGUGUAUUUCAACCCAGGUAUGGGGAUGCACACCGGUAUUUUCUGUUUAGGGAACCACCAUAAUUGCUUUUAUACUUUGGUGGCCAUUUAGAGAUAGAGGUUUUACAUUUUUUCGGUUUGCGUGAUUUAGGCACCUUUUCUUUAAUUUACUCAUUAGCAGACAUUGAGUUUAAACAAAACUCAAAAUAGAGAGGAAAGAAAAACUUGAGCAAAGAGUAAAAAAAAUCUA